CGCUGACAAUCCCAGAGCCACAACUGAGACCUCUUCCACAGCAGCAAGUGGCCAUCCCUGGCACCAUGAAUUUAAACUUCACCUCUCCAAUCCAUCAGGUGUCCCAGAGACCCACAUCCUUCUUCAUAGAGGAUAUCUUACUGCACAAGCCCAAGCCACUUAGAGAGUCCAGUAGCACCAGCAGCAGUCACUUCAGUACCUUCGCCUCUCGAGUUCCCCUCUUCGAUUAUGGCUACCCAUUGAUGCCAACUCCCACCAUCCUAGCACCCCAUCCCCACCACCCUUUGCACAAGGCGGAACACCACCCGUUUUUUUGCUUCACUCCAGGUCUCCCCAUGCCUGCCCUAUUCCCCCAUCACAGUGAGCUGCCGGGGAAGCAUUGUCGGAGGAGGAAAGCUCGCACCGUGUUCUCGGACUCACAACUCUCAGGACUGGAGAAACGGUUUGAGUUGCAGCGUUACCUGUCCACCCCAGAAAGAGUGGAGCUAGCCACUGCACUCAGCCUGUCAGAGACACAGGUGAAAACCUGGUUCCAAAACCGGAGGAUGAAGCACAAAAAGCAGCUGAGAAAAACCCAAGAUGACAGUAAAGCCCCAUCCAGCGAGGGACCCCUAGACCCCGGCUCCAGCGACACAGAACUCGGGGACAAUCCCGGAGCCGAUAUGGACAAGGACCCAAACAGCCAGAGCCGGUACCUGAGAGAUGAAGCGGAUGACGAGGUGGAUAUCAUAGAGGAUGACAUGUGCCCCCCUCAUCUGCUAUAACAGACGGAUACCAAGGACACCUAGAGCUUGGGGGCCUCUCAUGGAAUAUGCACCCAUCACCACUAUGACAAAGGUAGUGGG
Molecule: messenger RNA, 845 nt
Organism: Nanorana parkeri
Lineage: Eukaryota; Metazoa; Chordata; Amphibia; Anura; Dicroglossidae
Gene: BSX
Product: brain specific homeobox
Exons: 3
Coding region: 66-764 (232 amino acids)
Biological process (GO): regulation of DNA-templated transcription
Molecular function (GO): DNA-binding transcription factor activity, RNA polymerase II-specific; DNA binding
Source: RefSeq, a predicted model, not a curated record